Molecule: messenger RNA, 4546 nt
Organism: Mustela lutreola (European mink)
Lineage: Eukaryota; Metazoa; Chordata; Mammalia; Carnivora; Mustelidae
Product: mucin-2-like
Exons: 1
Coding region: 1-4512 (1503 amino acids)
Source: RefSeq, a predicted model, not a curated record
AUGAAUACUUCAUUUGGUAAUAUCUUCUAUUCUCUCCUCCUACAGUUCAGCGAGAGUCAGCCGUCACAGCGCCGGCCAAGAACAAAGACAAUCAAUAGUCGACCAGUACAAAGUUCGCCUGCCAGGACCUCACAAAAUAGAUCUCCAUCCACGCAAGUCAGUAGGAAACCUCAACCCCGUUCUCGUGCCUCUGCCUCUCCUGCCCUGCCACAGAAAGCAGCCAGCCAAUUACCUUUAAAUCCUAGGACAUCAAGCAAAAAGAAAAAACCUGUCCUGACAUCAAAAAGGCAAAGUCUACAAGUCAGGCCUAAGAAAAGUACAUUGACCUCUGCCAAGAAAGGCCUGACCCCCCUUCCAUCUGGUUUAACAAGACGAAAUACUCCACGGAGCACAAGUAAAAUUUUAAAACAGCCGAAAAAAAAUCAGAAGACAACUGCCAAAAAACAGUUAAGAUGGACAGCAGCAGCACCAAAACCAUCUCUAUCUGUAAAGAAAAGUCAAAAUGCAUCUAAAAAAAUCCUGCCCACCUCUGCCAAGAAGCAGCUGAAUCUCCCAAAAGUGGCUAAGGAGGCAUCAAAACAAACUUCAACUUCAAAGAAAAGUUCACAGAAGUCCAAGAAAAUCCAGGCUAGGCCUGCUAAGAAACGGGUAAAACAACGCACAACUAAAUCAACUCCCAAAAGAAAAGUAACUAAGAAGAAAUCUCAAAAUACUUCUAAACUAACCGUGUCUGUAUCCAAAACACAAUCUAAGUCCACGACAAUAAAAAGUUCCCCCAAAACUUCUUCAGCUCCAAAGAAAAGACCAACUAAAUCUCGUAAGACUCCGCCAUCACCUGCCAAGAAAAAACAGAGUCGGGCAAAAGCAGUUAAAGCAGCCCCCAAAAAAAGUUCAGCCAAAAAGAAAAGUCUAAAGAAACAAAAAAAUAAACAGUUAACGCCAGUCAAAAAAGGGCCAGCCACAGCAACAGCAACGAGAGCAGUAUUAAAAGUCAAAAAGAAAAAUCUAACCACACCUAAAAAGACAGCAUCUACAUCUGCCAAGAAAAAGCUCAAUCAGCCAAAAAAAGUUGCAACAAAAAAGAAAAUAUCUAAGGCCAAAAAUAAAGUGUCAAAGAAACCCAAAAACUUUACUUCACCUGCCAAGAAACAAGUGAAUCAACCUAAAGCACUGAAAUCAGUACUAAAAACAAAACCAGCCUCCAAGAAAAGACCAAAUAAAGUGAAAAGCUCCUCGUCUAAAACUGCCAAGAGGCAGUCAAAACAAACAAAAGGCGGCAAAUCUCCAGCUCUCAGAAAAACUCUGGCCAAAAAGAAAAGCCUAAAAAAAUCUAAACCAGCUGCUGGAAAACUACUCAAUGGGUCUAAAUCUGCUCAAGCCGGACCAAAAAGAUCUCCAGCCAAGAAGAAAAUUCAAAAGAAAUCUACACAGAAAAAGCCCACAGCAGGUAAAAGUACUGGGAAAGCAGUUCUUGCAAAGAGUAAAUCCAUAAAACCAUCUAAAAAAAGGCAGCCCACCUCUCUAACAGCAAAGAAGAGGCUAAGUAAAGCCAAAAAAAGACUGCCUAAACCUCCUAAGAAAGGUGUAAAUCAACUUAAACCCCUCAAAGGAAAAAAAAGACCACCUUCUGUAGCAGGCAAAACUGUAAAACAACCAAAAAAAAGGAAAUCUAUACCUGCCAAAAAAAUCUUGAAAUCAUCUAAAUGCAAAGGAUCUAAGUCUGUUCAAAGUCCACAGAAAAAGCUACCACAUAACAAAGUCACAAAACCAUUUCCAUUACAUGUACCACCUAAAUUCCAUCCCUGUCUACAACCAAAUCGACCACAUAAGUGUCCACUAACGGCUCAUCAAAUCUAUCCAAUUCCACCAAAACCACGGCCAAGUGUCCAACAUCCCCAUGCAAACCAGCAGCAGCAUCACCGACCUCAUUUGUCUCAUAAGCCACCCUGUCGUAAACCAAAACGUCCCACAAGGCCAACAGGAACAGAAGACAUUACAACUGGUGGCCCAACCAAUGCAAUUACCACAACACCUGUAGCUAUUACUAAUUUAGCCACCAUCACUAGCACUACAGCCAAUAGCAAAAUGUCUACUUCCAUUGCCCCAACUCGUACAUCUGCCACUGCAACUAAGGGAUCAGAUGCAACCACCAGAACACCUGAAACUCUGGCUGCCACCACAGUCCAAGUGACAUCAAUUACUACUUCAGCAACAGAUGCUGCCUCCGCAACUGCCCCAGCACCCGAUUUUACCACGGAGAGCUCAGAAGCUGAAGCAAACACAGCAGAAGACGCCACUCUCCCAGCAACAGAUGGUUCCACCACUCAAGUUGUCACUACAACUUUAGCAAACACACCCCCUGCUACUGUUGCCAUCACGACUGCAGCCACAACCCCCACACAUGUUGGUACCACAAGUGCAACACCCCCCAUAACUCUAGGGAUUGGUGCCACUAGCACUGGUGCCACCGCAUCAUCACCCAGUGCUACCACAACUCUUGCUUCUGCUACCACAGAAAUACUCGGAACUUCUACCACUGCUUCUAGUUCUGUCACAAUGACAGCUUCAUCUGGUGCCACAAACACAGCUGCACCAAGUUCUGCAACCACAGUUGCACCAAGUUCUACAACCACCAGUGCACCUGGUACUGCCACCGUAGCUGCCUCAAGUUCUGCCACCCCACCAGUGGCUGAGACGACCACUGAACAAGCCGAUGACAUAACCACUGAAGCUACUUCCCCGGUGAGUGAGGAAGUCACUGAAACAGCUGAUGACACAACCACUGCAGCUGCCACCACAACUUCACCAAGCGGGGUAACAACUGGGGCAACGGACUCCACAACCCCAGAAACAAACUUUUCACUCACUGCUACUACAACUGCUGGAUCCUCAAACCCAACAUCUGGGGGAACAAUCACCACCACAACUGCAGCAGCCUCUUCAACCCCAGGACUGGAUGUGACCACCAAUGGUCCAAUCACAACCUCAGCCACCAGUGUUACAACUGCUGCUGCUGGCACAACCAUAGCAGGUGCUACUACUUCCACCCCUGUGACUUCAGCCUCCACUGCUGAACCAGCUGUGCUGACCAGUGUGGGUGAAACAACCAUUCAGGCUUCUGGAGCAACAACCCCAGAGGAUGAGGCUACCACUGGAGCUACAACCCCAGAGGAUGAGGCUACCACUGAACCAACAGAAGACACAACCACUGAAGCUGCCACAACUGUACCUGCUGAUGCCACAACCCCAACAGCUAACCCGACAUCCUCACCAGCGGAGUCCACAUCUCCAGCUGUGAGUACAACUGCUUCAGCUACAACCACAAUAACUGGAGAAGCAACCAGCACAACCAUAGCAGCCUCCACAACUCCAGGAGUUGAUGCCACCACAAGUGCUACCACCUCACCUUCAGUCACUGGUACCACAUCUCCUUCUGGUGCCACCACAACUGUACCAAGUGCUCCCUCUACUACUGAAUCUGGUGCCCUGACUAACAGUGAAGCCACUUCCCAGACGCCUGAUGCUACAACACCAGGGGAAGAAGCUACCACUGAACCAACAGAAGACACAACCACUGAAGCUGCCACAACUGCACCUGCUGAUGCCACAACCCCAACAGCUAACCCGACAUCAUCACCAGCGGAGUCCACAUCUCCAGCUGUGAGUACAACUGCUUCAGCUACAACCACAAUAACUGGAGAAGCAACCAGCACAAACAUAGCAGCCUCCACAACUCCAGGCGUUGAUGCCACCACAAGUGCUACCACCUCACCUUCAGUCACUGGUACCACAUCUCCUUCUGGUGCCACCACAACUGUACCAAGUGCUCCCUCUACUACUGACUCUGGUGCCCUGACCAACAGUGAAGCUACCACCCAGACUCCUGAUGCUACAACUCUGGGGGAUAAGACCACCACUGAGUCAGCAGAUAGAACCACUACAGCUACCACCGCUCCAGCUGAAGGUGCCACAACCGGUUCAGGUGACUCCACAACCUUAGAAGCCAGCACUACAUCUGUUGCUACUACUGCAACAGUUACAUCAUCUGCAACCACAACUCCUAUAGCAGCUUCAGAUGCCACAGAUGCUACAACUACUGCUAGUAUGAGUGUAGCAGCCACCACUACCCCUGCUGAACCUACUUCUUCAACCACUGAAGCUGCAUCUCCAGGGGAGGAGGGCACUACUGAAUCUUUAGAGACAGCUGCCACUACAACUCCAUUGGGUUCCACUUCCACCACUAUAUCUGAAGAUUUAACCACUGUACUGGACCCUACCACCCCAGAACCUGCAACAACUGCCCCCACUGAGGAGGUCACUGAUACCACAGCAGAUGAUACUACUGAUGCUGCCACGACUCCUUCUGCACAAUCCACACAACCCCCUGAGGCUUCCACAUUUGCAGCCUCAGCUGGAACCACCUCUGCUGUUGACAGCAGCACACAGCCACCAUCUGCUACUAUGACUACAGCCAGUAUACCUACAACCAGCCUUACCAAUCCUUCCCCAUAAUGAAAGCAAUGCCGUGGUACAUCUCAAGCAUCUU